Molecule: messenger RNA, 3350 nt
Organism: Suillus bovinus
Lineage: Eukaryota; Fungi; Basidiomycota; Agaricomycetes; Boletales; Suillaceae
Exons: 4
Coding region: 113-3004 (963 amino acids)
Cellular component (GO): nucleus; cytoplasm
Molecular function (GO): protein binding
Source: RefSeq, a predicted model, not a curated record
UUGUCAAGGAUCAUCAUCAUCACCAGCGACACCGCACCAGUGUAUAAUAGUACAGCCAUUUCAUCCUAUGGUACCUUUAUCUUCAAUCGUGUAAUCGCCUAGGCAUAGUAUCAUGCUCGCCCCUUCCAGAAACCACAGAGCAGAGGCAAAGUUUAACGUUGCUACUGAAUUCCCACAUCUGGGACUUCAUUCAGCUGCUGCAUCAGGCGACAUCGGACUAGUUCAAUUUGCUCUCAAUCAUGGUCAACCAGUAAACUCUGUCUUAGACGGCGUUCUACCUUUACACGCUGCUUGUGCAGGUGGUAAUGAUCUCGUAGUCGAUCUUCUCAUCAAAUACGGAGCAGACGUCAAUGCAUCGAGACUUCCCCGCAGAUACUCUGAUCGCAGCCGUGACUCUGCCGCCGCUCCUAUAGUUGGUACUUCUGGUGCAACCCCACUUCACUUCGCUGCUGCAAAUGGUCAUGCAAGCGUCGUUCGCACCCUUCUUAUGCAUGGUGCCCAUCCUAAUCGUCCAGAUAAGCACGGUAUCACCCCUGAAAUCAUUGCCCGUCAGAACGGGUGGAUUGAGUGCGCUGAUAUCCUCGCAAGCGAGAUGCUUGCACGUGCACGCGGUGAAAAUACACCUGAUAGCGACAGUCAUUCUUCUAGGGAACGACACCAUCCUUGUAUCGAGCACGUGGAGUCUUCCUUCAGGAAGAAGCUCCAUUUCAAACGCUCUAUUGACCACGCUCUCACCGCACUCAAGCCUGCAAGUGCCACCCCUGAUAUCGAUCAAAAACCACACAUUGUGCGCUCAGGUUCCUCUGAACAAGACAUCUUACAACCUCAAGGCUCGCCUUCAUCUGGUCGCCGCCCAUCUCUCCCUCAUAUUUACGACGAACAACCCCAGCGCCCUUCACCACCAAAAGCAUCACGUCGCCCGAGAUCGGCAGGCACAGGCGCCGAGGCUACCAUUCCCCGCAAACUAAACUCAAAGUUGUCACUCCUCAGCCUGUUCAAGAAAUCAAAUGUAGACGCUUCUUCGUCAAGCGUUACCUCCGUCUCAGAACCCCCGAUCAGUUCCCCUUCUUCUUCAUCGCCCGUUCCUGUCCCUGGGACUGCAUCACCUGCGGCAAUAAUAUCUUCCCCACGCCUCUUCCCCACACAACUUUCGUCAUCUCCGCAGGAGACACCCACACAUGACAUCCACCGCCGUAGGCUAGAAACUAAUUCCACGCGCGCUUCCCCCGAUCCAAAUCCAUGGCAUCGUUCUACCAGUUCAUCGUCCACACUUGGCGAAGAAAUAUCGCCUGAGCUAACAGCCCCUGUGAGACCGGGCAUAUUGCGCAUGCACACACGGUCAAUUUCAGGCCAUGGCUCCCAGCAACCCUCCUCGUCCCGUAUCAUUCGCUUUGAAAACUCUUCCUCCAGCUCUUUCACCGCCCGCGCGCGCAGUCCACCUUCACGUGGGAGCGUUUUACAUGAUAGCCGCUUGCGCACCCUCAACAUGGGCUCCUCAGCAGGUGCCCCGGAUACUGAUCGUAUACCAGACACAAUCGAAGAAUCUCCACGAAUCCCCCAGUCCCCUCCUCCCAUCCUUAUCAACGCCAUCGACCUCGAAGACCUCGAAGAUGAAGAAGAAUACGGCGUACCCAUCGUUCACUCGGCAUCCACGCCGAAUAUCAUGCUCACCACCGACUGCACAGUAGCAGUACCCGCUCAGUUCCCAUUCAGCAUCAACGUGCCACCUCCUCCUGACGAUAGUGUCUUGUCUUCUGAAAGUCGCAUGCGUGGAGACUCCGUAAGCAGCUCGCGCACAACAGGUACUGCGAGUACAUUCACGCAAUCUAGCGCAAGCGACUCACCAUGGCCUCCAACGCCCCACUUCUCUGGCGCCAGUCCCCUAAUCGUGUCUCGUUCCAUGGACACAGACACCAACAUACACGUGGGCAUAGAUGCACUCCCUAUAUCCCCACGUGUUCGCAGAACGCCUUCAGGUUAUGACAUCCCCUCAAUAUCCUCACGAGCAGAGGUAGAAGCGCUCGUUCAGCGGGCGCAGCAGUCUGUGCUUGAUAUGGCUGUUGAUUUGGAAGAGAAUACAAGGAGGGAUGAAGGGACUGGACGAACGCCUUUGAGCUUGAGGUUGGCAAUGUUCGGGGAGAGUCUGGCUAUCGAGAGGAGGAUGAAAGAGGAAGAGGAUGCUGCUGGAAGGGGGGUGAUGGUUGUUGAUGCGGGGACGACACAUAUCCGGAACAGUUUGAGUGUGGGUGAGAGUUCCUUGUUAUCGAGCUCUAGACCCCGGGCUGUGGAGUUGAAUAUUUCGAGGAGUAGCAGUAGGAGUGGCGCAUCCAGUGAGGACACGUCGCUGCAACACAGUAAAUUGAUGGCACCGGAUGAAAUCAGACGAACGGCUUCUAUUGAUUUCAGGCGGACAAUGUCAGAUUCACCCUUUGCCGGCAUCUCGCGAACUUCUGACACUCGGCGUACACGCAGUCCUCCCGUCGCAUCACGACACCUGCCCCUCCAACAUACCCUGCCGCUCCCCAGCCCACACACGCAGAAAUCAUUCGAGACAUUCACGUACACGCCACAGCAGUCGCGUACGCCUGACUCAUGUGAUACAUAUGCAGAUGAAGAUGCAGAACUGACGGGUUUGGGUAUUGGUUUGGGUGUGGGCUUGGGUAUACCGCUCUCACGCAUCUCGACAGCUCCUACUCACGCUGGACGCUUACCCACGACGCGGAACGCAGCAACGACGCACGACGCAUCAAAGACGCGUAACUUAUCACCAUCUAAACGUAAUCCAACGGCAGCACGCAACGCAUCGCCGGCAGCACGGAGUACAUCGUCAGGACCACGUGAAAUAUCAUCAACGCCAGCAACACGGAGCGUGAAUAAGUUAUCUCGGAUGGGGUUCUCGACGUUGGAGGGGUGGCAGCCAGCUUCAAUAACGACGGGUUCGUCGCCUGCGAAGCAGAGAUUUGGGGGAAUACGAACAAUUGUUAGGGGGUUUCAGGGGAAGUAGGUGUGUCCUUGUUGCCUGUAUUCUGUGCUGGAUUUGGACUUGGUGCCCCGUCGUUCCUUAUGCAUAUGCCUGGCAGGCCUCCGUUCAUGGCCAGAGCUUACUUAUUAGACGCUGUGUUGUAUUCUCUGCGUGUUUUGGUUUUCUUGCAUUUUUGAUGUGUAUUAUCCGUCGUCGUCGUCAUUGUUUUUAUUGUUGUUGUUGUUGUUGUUGCUGUAUGGUGCUUGCGAUAACUUAAUUGUGUUUCAUUAACAUUGUAACAUCUGCAUUUUUUGAUACCUGUUUGUAAUUUUAUUGGGUAUGAUUUUAUGGGCGUGAUGAAUUGAUGAGCUUGGAUGUUUGAUCGUGA